Opisthorchis viverrini is the source of this 243-nucleotide messenger RNA. RefSeq lists its product as hypothetical. The transcript has 2 exons. The coding region runs from base 1 to 243 and encodes 80 amino acids. NCBI's taxonomy places the organism in Eukaryota, Metazoa, Platyhelminthes, Trematoda, Opisthorchiida, Opisthorchiidae. The record is from RefSeq and is a predicted model, not a curated record.
AUGCCCAAUUCAGAGUGGCGUAAACAGAGAGGUGGCCAACCCAUGACCUGGCAAAGGAGUAUGAAGGAGAUCACGAAACGCUUGAGUGCUCUCGGUGCUACUCGCCUUUCAGGAUGGGGACCGCUUCCAAAUAUUUUCCGGACAGAAUUUUGCCAAGCGCUAAUGGUAACACAAGCAUCUUCUCGUCACCUGCAUGAACUGUUCGUGUCUUAUCUGGAUCAAACAGGCUUGCACGGCAAUUGA